CAUAUGUUUCUCACAAUAUUCCUUAUUAGUGUUAUAGUUGUUUGUUUAGAGUAGUUUUAGUCGAGAGACUUUUUUUUAUUUAUUCGUGCAAAAUGGCUCUUUGGUUGACGGAGAUGAAGACCAUCUCCCAACAGGGGAGGAAGUCAAGUUCGUCUAGCGAACCGGAGUCCGAAUCUACCAAAUCGACCGAUAGUUUUUUUCUCGAGCCGGACAUUGUUCUUGGAAAUAUUGGAAAGUUCUUUUUUCCUGAUGAUGAAAUUGCGACGAAUUUCCUCUCUCUUAUGGCUGGGCAUAUCAUGAAAUCGAUGGAAAGUUCAGACUAUAUGCGAAGGGUCGACAUAAAACCUGAGAUUCAUGUGUCCGCGGACGUUCAAAAUUCUAUUCCACAAAGCGACUCGGGCAGAUCGGUCGUGGUGGAAAAAUGUGUUAAGAGAAAAAAAAAAACAGGACUAAAGAGAAAGUCGAGAAUGUACAAGUCCAUUUCAACGACAAAAUCGUCUGUCCAGUCGUUCCGAGCUCCAAAAUUCUUAUCGACUGAUACCAAAGGUUCACUAAUUGGUAAGGACGAAGCUGAAGGGGCACAUACCCCGGUGAGAGUCAGAAGCGAAACGGAACCAAUAAGUGAAGAAUUUGAAGUCGAUAAAAAAACAUUGAGCGAAGGAGACCUUCUCUUAAAAGAACUUGCGUAUUACCCGGCUAAAUCCUAUCUGGGAGCGUUAUACAUAAAUAGGAAGCUUCUGAAUUGGACCUAUAAGGAAAGAGAUCAAAGUGUAGAAAUCUUUUUUAAAAACGGAGAUAGAUACAUCGGACGUAUAUCUAGAAUGGUAAUGGAAGGUGAGGGUAAAUAUAUAUGGAGCGACGGUACCAUUUACGAAGGUUCAUUUAAGGAAGGGACGGCACAUGGCAAGGGCAGUAUCUUGUGGCCAAACGGUUCCUGGUACGAGGGAGACAUGCGGUGUAAUUUGAGGGAGGGACACGGCAUCACUCACCGUAUCUCCACUCACGGGGAAAUGUAUCAUUAUGGACUUUAUCGCGCUGGGAAAAAACACGGAAAAGGAGUGCUCGUCUACGGAGAAAACAACUGGUACGACGGCGAUUGGAAAUUCGGAAAAAGGUUCGGUUUUGGUACGAGACUAUACGGAAAUGGUGCCUUGUACAGUGGCCAUUGGAACAGCGGUUUGAGAAGCGGGCAAGGGACUAUGAUAUGGGCUAAUAACGACAUAUACACCGGCCGUUGGAAAAUGGGAUAUAUGCACGGCGUUGGAAAGUACACAUGGGGGGCGUUCAGGAACACAACAUUUGUCGCUCCACAUUUGAACGUUUUCACUGGGUCGUUUUUCGAAGGAAAGCGCCUCGGUUUCGGCCAUCUCCAAUUGACCUCUGGGGCAACCAUAUACACAACAUGGUACAACAAAGAAAAAUACGGAAAUGGGGAAAUUAUUUGUCGAAACGGUGAUACCAUAUUUGCAAGGAACUUAUUUUUCGAAGACAAAUGCGUUGAGGUUGAUCUGACUGGCAUAGUUGACAAUGAAAACAGUGACACGUUAUCUAAUGAUUUUGAAUUAAUUAAUUUGAUGGAUGAUAGGGAAGUGAGGGAGAGGGUCAAGCCCAGGACAAUAAAUCUCAACAGUCCAGUUCACAAGAUGGAUUUCACAAAACAUAUUAACAAGCUUUUCGAGAUUGACUACGAUCUCAGUAUUCCUUUGAGUCCGCAAGACCCGGUUUGCACAGUGGACGAAGGCCAGUGCGAGGCGAUAAGACAACUGGAAAACGAAUGGCUGGAAAAAGUCAUAAUGCAGAGGAUGGCGGAUCUCACAACUGUCUACACAUUUUACAGUACCAUCGGAGUGCGCAACGAAGUGCCUAAAUUUAAAACAGUCAUGCUCAGAAUCAUGCUGUAUCAGUUGUUGAGAGACUGCGGCAUUAAAGAGACGAACUUCAAUGCAGUGCAAUUAGAUCAAAUGGUCGGAAUUGGUUCUAAUCCAUUGGAUAAAGUGAUGAUGUACGAGAUGAUUCACUAUCUCAUGACGUUCUGCAUGCUGACAAGAUUGGAACCGAGAAAAUUGAACUCAAAGAUCCCAGGAGUGAUUGCCGCAACGUUCGACCGCUUUAUAGACGAAGUCGUACUCAAAGCAAUGGAAAAAUAUGAUGGGACGUUUCUUAAAUUUUUGAAACACAUUCCCCUUCAAAGUGUGUACAGGUUGUACCAAACUUUCGAGAUACCACUGAGAAUCAAAGACCUCUGUAAAAGACUUUUCAACCCGAUUGCUGUAUUCAGCGACAAAAUGCCAUUCACUCCUGAGUAUUUUAAAUACAUUUUACAAGGCACCAAUACAAUUUUUCCCGACGGUUCAUUUGGUUACAUACCAUUUGAAGAGCCAUUUGUGGAUAUAAAAAAGGAGUCGUUGAAGCACGAAAACAUCCCAUCCGCAGAGUUUGGCAUAUUCGCCGACCUCGGUUUCGAGAAUGUGGUCAGGUGCAUUUCCGAGGUGGUUCCGGAGGCUAUGAAUGACCAAGGCCAGCUCGACGGCAAUUAUAUGCUCUCCUUUCUAGAUUUUUGUGAUAUCCUCGUAAACCUCGCGACACAGUAUUUGGACCUUUGCGAAGAGUUUUACAGGGCAGUGAGCUUCAUGGAUAACUCGACGAUGCCCCUCCUCCCAGAGGAUUACGAUUUCGAAUUGAAAUUCAGGAAGAAAAGGGCCAGCAGAUCUUCAUCACGCAAGUCCACCAACGACUGGAUAAGCCAGAUGAAAGCAAUGUUUUCUAGCUUUGAAGAACGGGAAGAACCUGGACCCUUCAUACCAAACUGCCCAUGGAUACCGAAUAAAAAGAAAAUCAGAGACUUAGAGAUUUUUGACUGAACAACUAAAGCCAAAAAUAAAAAUAAAUUUUACACUA
This is a messenger RNA of Cimex lectularius (bed bug), 2898 nucleotides long. RefSeq names its product radial spoke head 10 homolog B-like. The record is from RefSeq and is a predicted model, not a curated record. The transcript has 17 exons. NCBI's taxonomy places the organism in Eukaryota, Metazoa, Arthropoda, Insecta, Hemiptera, Cimicidae. The coding region runs from base 93 to 2861 and encodes 922 amino acids.